AUGGCCGCCAGGUCGCAAUACACGACCUUCUCAGCCAGACCGGCUAUAAUAUCCCAGAAGAGACGAUUCAACCUCCCUUCGCUAUCCUCACUUGCACCGCAAUUUUCUGCGCCCGAACCACGCAGCCUUUCAGCGACCCGAACGCUUCCAUUUGGGCCGUCGCCUCUUUUCCAAACAAUCUCCUCCAUCGAUGCCUACAAAGAUUUCCUCCCCUUCCUUACAGAGUCAAAAGUGACUGCUCAUGACUCCAAAACCGGCUAUCCUACGCGCGCAUAUCUAACGAUUGGAUACGGGCCACUUAGCGAAACCUUUGAGUCAAAAGUUGAGUGUGAUGAGACGACGUGGUCUGUGGGAGCUAGGAGCGGUGAUAUAGCUCUCCAACACAAGCAGCCAGGCAGUAACACAAAGGGGGAGUGCAUAUUUGAGCAUUUGGACACCAUUUGGAAAUUGGAGCCAUUAAAAUCGAACUCGAAUGGUGGUGAGAGGACCAAAGUUGAUUUGACUGUUCGCUUUCAAUUCCGGAGCCCUCUACAUGCAGCUAUGAUGACCGCAGUUGAGAGCCAAAUGGCCGGGUUGAUGAUUGAAGCAUUCGAAAAGCGGAUGAUUGAAGGUGGAAGGAGGUGA
Molecule: messenger RNA, 624 nt
Organism: Trichophyton verrucosum HKI 0517
Lineage: Eukaryota; Fungi; Ascomycota; Eurotiomycetes; Onygenales; Arthrodermataceae
Exons: 1
Coding region: 1-624 (207 amino acids)
Biological process (GO): cellular respiration; ubiquinone biosynthetic process
Cellular component (GO): mitochondrion
Molecular function (GO): ubiquinone binding
Source: RefSeq, a predicted model, not a curated record